This is a messenger RNA of Blepharisma stoltei, 1040 nucleotides long. Lineage: Eukaryota; Ciliophora; Heterotrichea; Heterotrichida; Blepharismidae. The record is from the annotation of a GenBank genome assembly.
AUGCUUACAAUAAAGCCAUCAGUUACUAGCAAUCACGAUGAGUCUGGAAUUAUUCUUUCAAAUAAACUCCUGACUGACCUAGAAGUGCUCAAUUUAACCCGAGAGCUGCAACGCGCUGACACCAAAGCAAAAGUAAUUGAUCUUUCUUUUAAUAAUCUCAAAGAUCGUUCAGGAGUCUAUAUUGGAAAUUUACUAGCUCAAGGCUAUGAUUUAAAAACUCUCAAACUAACUGGUUGCUGUAUAGAAAAAGAUGGGGUGCAGCGAAUUUUGGAGACUUUGAACAAUAGCUCUAAGCUUAGAUCUCUUGAUAUUGGCCAAGUAAGCGAUAUCGGACUCAGCAUUCUUGCUAAGUACGUCCCAAGAUCUAACUCAUAUAUGUGAAUAAACAAAUUCUUUUUGCCCACUAAGAAGUAAUUAAUUUUUUAAAUGUAAACUAUACAAAACAAUUUUUUUUUAAAAAAAACACACAAUUACUUAAAAUUCAUCAGAAUCAGCAAAAAGAUUUUUAUUAAAUUUUUACAAAGGCUUUGUUUUUCCAAAAAUAAGGGGCUUUCAAUGAUUUUAAACACACGUAAGAUGGAAGGAGUGAGAAGCUAAAAUACCUGGCUUUUCAAGAGUUUUCUGAAGGCUGCUGAACUGAAAAUGCAAAAAGAAACGCAAUUGACGCUUUAUACCAAAGCCAAAGUCUUUUAGAUGUAGAAAUCACUUGUCUAGGCCAUCAAGAUUUUAUUGAAGAAAUCCAAGCAAUCUGCGACAGAAAUAAAAAAGCACAUGCUCAAAGGAAAGAAGAAAAGCUCUGCGCUCAACGUCAAGAUCCAAAACUUUUCGCUGAAGAAAUCCAAAAAUUCAUCGAAGGCUCAGCUCAAAAUCUGCCCGUCAGAGUUUACCUUGAAAAUUCUUUAGGAACCAUCCUCAACGAUACUCUCUAUGAACUCGCCAAGUUCAGGCAAAAAGAAAGCGACCCUUCUCAGAAUACAGCCUCAAAAAAUAUUAAAUGGAUAAUCCGGCACAUCAUUGAUAACUAUUUCCCAAAUAAAUAG